Phytophthora sojae is the source of this 795-nucleotide messenger RNA. RefSeq lists its product as hypothetical. The record is from RefSeq and is a predicted model, not a curated record. NCBI's taxonomy places the organism in Eukaryota, Oomycota, Peronosporomycetes, Peronosporales, Peronosporaceae. The transcript has a single exon. The coding region runs from base 1 to 795 and encodes 264 amino acids.
AUGGUCAAGCCGUUCUACAAUGAAGAUAAAUUGAGGGCUGAUUCACUCAGCGACGCCUUGGUGUCCGCAGCAGCUAGAGGUCACCUGGAGAUCGUGAACCUCCUUCAAUCCAAGCCUGACUAUAAUGUGGACGCUAUGGGUCUGGGCAAGGCUUUCGUGAAAGCAGCAAGGAGAAGUCAAUUGCAGGUUCUGGAGCUUUUGUAUGCAAUUGAAGGGUACCAAGUUUCAGCUGAAGUACUGGAGACUGCAUUCCUUGCAGCAGUUAACCUUGGAAACCUGGAAGUGGUGAAAUUCCUCGAUAGCAAAAUAUUUGUUUCCCCGGAUUUCUACGUUAAAGCCUUUUUGAGUGCGGCUGUGGAGUGCAACACCACGUAUGUGACUGUUGGCAACCAAGUCGGCGUGUUGCAGUUCCUGUAUGCCAAAGGAUGCGUCCGUCCUGAGUUGAUCAGCCACAUUUUCCCUAAAGCCGCAGCUUGUAGCUCUCUCGAAGGGGUGGAGUUUCUAUACAAGAAGGGCUGUAUAUCGCCCGAUCUCGUUGACGCAGCAUUUGAGAAAGCGGUCCUUGAAAAUAGCGCUGAUGUGGUCGAAUUUCUCUACAAGACCGGCUUCGUCAGAACUGAGUCGGUCGAAGGAGCGUUUUUGAUCGCAGCAGAACGUGGUGAUGUGUAUAUCUUGGAAUGUCUGAUCGAAUGCGGCUGCACCUGUCGGGCUGUGCUGAAAGAAAGUCUGAAAAGCUGCUCGUCGGUCAUGACACGUAGGCUUUUGUUGCGUGCUUACAAGUCACUCGCACCAUAG